AUGAGAAGGUUUUCGGGAUUUUUGCGCGUUGCUGCGGCAUGUUUGUGUCGGAACAAAGUUGACUUUUCCGACUUGCAGAGAGAACUCCAAGAAGUAAAGAAAAGAGUUGGUGCUAUAGAAGAGAGACAAACUCUUCAGUCGCUACUGGCAUUUUAUAGCUCUCGUCCCAUGCAAAAAAUGAGCAACCUUAAUGAAGUAAUAUAUUAUUGCCUAAAAACUGGCUACAACGCCGAAAUUUUUUGCCAUAUGGAACUACCCGUACUUCUUGCUCGUCUUAUUAUGGCCAUUGAUACACUUCCUUGCGGACUCAACGCCAUGCCAUCAGUUUUAUUGGUUAGAAACACUUAUUUGGAUUCCUUUAAAAAACUGAUCAAGUGCGAUUUUCCGGAUAAUGAUGAAAGUAUUUUACAUUUUCGACGCGUUGUUGCUGAUAUCGAGGAGGCGCAUUCAAAAAGGGACGUUCUGGGUACUAUGGCAAUGGGCCUACUUGAGCUGAAAAAAUUGCUUUCUCGUCAUAGGCAAUAUGUUUUUAGUCAAAACAAAAAACCUUCAGGUUCUGCUUUUGAAUUGACUUUGGAUGAAGCGUUGAUGGAUGUUACAAAGCCCAUGGACAAUUUCAGUUUACGCAUGGUCAAUUACAAUUUUAUUUCAAGAAUGCUUCUCACACUUGAAGAAAAUGAUGAUGAUAUGGUGGGAAUGGUUGAUCUUAAAAUUGAUCUUGAAAGAGUAGUACGCAAUGCUGUCGAUGAUGCAAAGGAGGUUUGUACACAGCACUAUGGAGACUGCCCAGAUGUAAAAUUUAUCAUUUCGAAAGAUGCUAACACAAUGCGCUUUCCUCACAUGAGCUCAACGAUCACGUACAUUGUUGUUGAGCUGAUGAAAAAUGCAUUUCGAGCGACCGUGGAGUCUCAUAUGGAACGCAAUUCUGCAGGUAUGGUGGACUGUAGUAACAUGCCUCCUGUGGAAGUUCUGGUAAAUAUAAAAAAAAACGCCAAACAUGCAUGUAUUUGUGUUUCGGAUGAAGGUUUGGGAAUGACUCGAGCCCAGUGUGAGUUGGCAAUGACCUAUGCAUACACAACGGUGAAAAGGCCAGUCAUCCAACAUGGUGCUGAUGAGGAUCCAGAAGAAGAACGAAAUGGCGUUUCCCCUCUGGCAGGUUAUGGCUUUGGCCUGCCCAUGUCUAGAGUGUAUGCACAAGCAUUCGGUGGUGAUCUUGUGAUGAGUACAAUGGAGGGGUAUGGUACCCGUGUUUAUUACUAUAUCAAGCCUUGA
Trypanosoma cruzi is the source of this 1272-nucleotide messenger RNA. Its product is annotated as developmentally regulated phosphoprotein, putative. Gene Ontology annotation, biological process: protein phosphorylation; regulation of glucose metabolic process. Bases 1 to 1272 code for a protein of 423 amino acids. Gene Ontology annotation, molecular function: pyruvate dehydrogenase (acetyl-transferring) kinase activity. The record is from RefSeq and is a predicted model, not a curated record. The transcript has a single exon. Gene Ontology annotation, cellular component: mitochondrion. NCBI's taxonomy places the organism in Eukaryota, Euglenozoa, Kinetoplastea, Trypanosomatida, Trypanosomatidae.